Messenger RNA from Cydia splendana, 5788 nucleotides. It is a transcript of the gene Taf1, whose product is annotated as transcription initiation factor TFIID subunit 1. Gene Ontology annotation, molecular function: DNA binding; TBP-class protein binding; RNA polymerase II general transcription initiation factor activity. The transcript is spliced from 36 exons. Gene Ontology annotation, biological process: RNA polymerase II preinitiation complex assembly; transcription by RNA polymerase II. NCBI's taxonomy places the organism in Eukaryota, Metazoa, Arthropoda, Insecta, Lepidoptera, Tortricidae. Gene Ontology annotation, cellular component: transcription factor TFIID complex. The coding region runs from base 133 to 5643 and encodes 1836 amino acids. The record is from RefSeq and is a predicted model, not a curated record.
AGUCUAUGGUGAAAAGAAGCUACACUCAUAAAAUCAUAUUUAUUUGGUUUUACACUGUUAUUUCCCACUAUUUUCGUGUUUCAUCUAUAAACGAUGUGUAAAAGUGUACUAUAAAUCGUUGUUCACGUAACCAUGUGCGACAGCGACGAUCCCGCCGACCAAGACCGCGGUGGCGUCGACUUGACCGGGUUUCUGUUUGGCAACAUAGAUGAAUCGGGUCAGCUGGAAGACGAUGGAUUGCUUGAUGGGGACUCCAAACGCAUGUUGUCUUCACUCAGUCGCCUGGGGCUUGGCUCUAUGCUUUCUGAGGUGCUGGAAAAUGAAGAGAAAGUGAAAGAGGAAGAGGAAAAAGAUUACACAAUUAAAAGCCCUUCUGCCGUAGACUUUUUUGAUAUAGAUGAUGUUGCGGAGGAUGCUCAAGAAGACACUAGUACUAAUCGGGAAGCACCGGACACACACACACAGACAGAAGUUAAAGUGGAUGAGAUGGAUAUUGACACGGCUGUGUCAGUAGAUGUUAAGAGUGAUUGUCCACAGAGCGAAGAGAAUUGGAAGGACAAAGAGAUUUUUCAGCAGGAGGAGCAGAGGGCGGGCGAUGAUGGCUAUGAGGGGGACAUGGAGGGGGAUGGGGGGCUUAUGCCACCGCCUUCGACUAUUCCGGACAGAACAUUACGGACCCAGAUAUCAGAAAAUAAGAAACUGGAGACACCGCUGGCUGCAAUGUUACCUUCGAAAUAUGCCAACACUGAUGUCACUGAACUCUUCCCUGACUUUAGACCUGAUAAAGUUCUUCUUUUCUCUCGACUCUUUGGCCCUGGCAAACUGUCAAGUCUUCCCCAAAUAUGGCGCUACGUGAAGAAACGAAGGCGGCGCCGUCGUAGCGGCAGUACUAGUAGCGACACUCCCGCACAAGCGCCUGAAAACUAUGAACCUCAGUAUGCGAGUGAUGAUGAAGAUAAACUACUUAGACCAAUGGAAGAAAACCAGCAAACAAACAACGAUAGCAACAACGCUCAAUCUGGCGACAAGUCUCAACGCCCCACGCCCGCACAUUGGCGUUUCGGGCCGGCCCAGGUGUGGUACGACAUGCUUAACGUGCCUGAGACGGGAGAUGGCUUCGAUUACGGGUUUAAAGUCAAGGCCCAAUCACCAGACCGCGAGACCGAACCAAAGGAGAGACCAGAAGAAGAGACCAAAACCGAACAAGAGGCCGCCGACAGUCCCGACAGUGGGUUUCCUGAGGACUCGUUCCUUAUGGUGUCGCAGUUGCAAUGGGAGGAUGACGUCAUUUGGGAUGGUAGCGAGAUUAAACAUAAGGUGCUAGCCCGGCUGAACAGCAAGAGUAACGCGGCGGGCUGGGUGCCGACGUCGGGGAGCCGCACGGCGCAGCAGUUCUCGCACCCGCGCCCGCAGCCCGCGCCGCUCCCCUCCAAGCCCACCACUUCAUCAACGUCUACUACGAACCCUCAACCGUCUGCGUCAGCCGACGGUGAAGACAACACUUGGUACAGUAUAUUCCCCGUGGAGAACGAAGAACUAGUGUACGGCACAUGGGAAGACGAAGUUAUCUGGGAUGCCGAAAACAUGUCCAAGAUACCGAAGCCGAAAAUACUUACGUUGGACCCUAACGAUGAGAACAUUAUACUGGGGAUACCGGAUGAUGUGGACCCGUCGAAGAUUACUAGAGAACGCGGCCCACAACCCAAAGUGAAAAUCCCGCACCCCCACGUGAAGAAAUCUAAGAUCCUACUAGGCAAAGCGGGGGUCAUUAACGUAUUGCAAGAAGACGCACCACCGCCGCCCCCCAAGUCUCCUGAUCGGGAUCCCUUCAAUAUCUCCAAUGAUGUCUUCUACCAGCCUAAAUCCCAAAACCCCCGCCUCAAAGUCGGUGGCGGCCAACUCAUCCAACACAGUACGCCGGUCGUGGAACUCCGAGCGCCGUUCAUACAGACGCAUAUGGGCCCAGCGCGGCUCCGGGCCUUCCACCGGCCCGCGAUCAGGAAACUGUCGUACGGACAGCUCGCCAACCCCGGCCCGCAUCCCGUGCAACCCCUGAUCAAACACAUCAGGAAGAAGGCUAAGCAACGUGAAGCGGAACGUUUAGCCUCAGGAGGCGGAGACGUAUUCUUCAUGAGAACACCGGAAGACCUGAGCGGCCGUGACGGAGAGAUGGUGUUGGUCGAGUUUUGUGAGGAACACCCACCGCUGAUCAGCCAAGUGGGGAUGUGCACCAAGAUCAAGAACUAUUACAAACGAAGUGCUACGAAGGACAGCGGCCCGAAACCUCUGAAAUACGGUGAAGUGGCGUACGCGCAUACAUCGCCCUUCCUCGGUAUAUUACCUCCCGGCGCCACCCAACCCGUCGUUGAAAAUAACAUGUACAGAGCGCCUAUAUACGAACACAAUAUACCACAUUCGGAUUUCCUCGUUAUACGAACAAGACAAGCCUACUACAUACGUGAAAUCGACGCAUUAUACGUGGCAGGACAGGAAUGUCCACUUUACGAGGUGCCUGGACCCAACUCGAAAAGGGCCAACAACUUUGUUAGAGAUUUUCUACAGGUUUACAUCUACCGCCUAUUCUGGAAAUCCCGUGACAAUCCACGCCGUAUCAAAAUGGAUGACAUCAAGAGGGCUUUCCCAUCUCACUCUGAAAGCUCAAUAAGAAAACGUCUGAAGCUUUGCGCUGAUUUCAAGCGUACUGGAUUAGAUUCAAAUUGGUGGGUAAUAAAACCCGAAUUUCGCCUGCCGUCCGAAGAGGAGAUCCGCGCAAUGGUGUCCCCCGAGCAAUGCUGCGCGUACUUCAGCAUGGCGUCCGCUGAACAGCGAUUAAAGGACGCGGGUUACGGAGAGAAGUUCAUAUUCACCCCGCAGGAGGAUGAUGAUGAGGAGCUGCAGUUGAAGAUGGACGAUGAGGUGAAAGUGGCCCCCUGGAACACGACGCGCGCCUACAUCCAGGCCAUGCGCGGCAAGUGCCUGCUGCAGCUCACCGGCCCCGCCGACCCCACCGGCUGCGGCGAGGGCUUCUCCUACGUGCGCGUACCCAAUAAGCCCACUCAGCAGCCUACUGAUGAAGCUCAGCCUAAACGGACUGUCACUGGCACGGAUGCGGAUUUGAGGAGGCUUAGCUUGAAUAAUGCUAAGGCGUUGUUGAGGAAGUUUGGCGUGCCUGAAGAAGAGAUCAAGAAACUGUCUCGAUGGGAAGUCAUAGAUGUCGUCAGAACGUUAUCGACCGAGAAGGCAAAGGCGGGCGAAGAAGGCAUGACCAAGUUUUCCCGAGGCAACCGCUUCUCAAUCGCCGAACAUCAAGAAAGAUAUAAAGAGGAAUGCCAGCGUAUAUUCGAGCUUCAAAACCGGGUGCUUGCGAGUGCUGAGGUGCUUAGUACGGACGAGGCCGAGAGUUCUGUCAGUGAAGAGUCAGACAUGGAAGAGAUGGGCAAGAAUCUCGAAAACAUGCUGGCUAAUAAGAAAACUACGGAACAGUUAUCUAUGGAAAGGGAGGAGGCCGAAAGAGCUGAACUGAGGAAGAUGAUUCUCGGCCAAGAUAAAAAACCGCAGAUCAACCAACAAGAUCAACAGCAGACUUCCAGUCAAGGUCGAGUCCUCCGCAUAGUCCGCACAUUCCGCAACGCGUCAGGCCAGCGUUACACUCGCGUCGAGUUCGUACGGAAGGCCGCCGUUAUAGAAGCCUACACCAAAAUCCGAUCGACUAAAGACGAUGCUUUCAUCCGACAGUUCGCCACUAUGGACGAAACUCAGAAGGAAGAGAUGAAGAGAGAAAAGAGAAGAAUUCAGGAACAACUGCGGCGUAUUAAACGAAAUCAGGAGAGAGAAAGACUGGCUGGUAAUGUCACUACACCCGGCGUAUUCAAUACUGACAGUAUGAGCAUGUCAUCAUCAAACGAUUUGGGAUCAGCGUCACCAGGGCUUAUACCUUUGGGCCAGAUAAAACAGGAACCGGACCUUCACACCCCAUCCCGUCGGCGCGCUAAGCUGAAACCGGAUUUGAAGCUUAAGUGCGGCGCAUGCGGUCAAGUAGGGCACAUGCGUACGAACAAAGCGUGUCCUCUGUACACCGGUUCCAUGGGAGGGGGACCCUCCUCUCCCCCGGAAACGGACGUCGAGCCCAUUCCGGAACCGGAUGAAGAAGACACCGGAUACGUCGACGGUGUCAAACUCACCCUGCCCACUAAGGUUAUGAAGCAAACCGCCGACGAGUUGAAACGUCGCGGCAGCGGGCGCCGCAGCGAGGGCCGGCCGGGCGGCCGCAAGCAGCGCCGCGGCACGCUCAGCGACUCCUGCGACUACUUCGUCAAACGACCGGCCGAGCGACGAAGAACUGACCCACUGGUCACUUUAUCGUCGCUUCUGGAGGAUGUGUUGAGUCACAUGCGGCAUCUACCCGAUGUUCAACCCUUCUUGUUACCCGUCAAUCCUAAGUUGGUAGCAGACUAUUACCACAUCGUAUCUCGCCCGAUGGACCUGCAGACAAUCCGUGACAAUCUUCGCCAAAAGCACUACCAUAGCCGAGAGGAUUUCCUCGCCGACGUCAACCAGAUCGUCGAGAAUUCAACCUUGUACAACGGGGCGACAAGUAGUUUGACAGUGGCGGCGCAACGGAUGCUGCAGAGAUGCGUAGAGAAACUGGCUGAGAAAGAGGAACAGCUGAUGAAAUUGGAAAAACAAAUCAAUCCGCUGCUGGACGACAAUGAUCAGGUGGCAUUGUCGUUCAUUCUCGAAAACUUGUUGACAACGAAACUGAAGGUGAUGCCAGAGGCCUGGCCGUUCCUCAAACCAGUUAACAAGAAGCAAGUUAAGGACUACUAUAACGUCAUUAAGAAACCCAUCGAUAUGGAGACUAUGGGCAAGAAGAUACAAGCUCACAAGUACCACAGCCGCGCGGAGUUUCUGCGCGACAUCCAACUUAUUGUAGACAACUGCAAGGCCUACAACGGACUCAACUCGCAGUUCACGAGGCAGGCCGAGGCCAUUCUCAAGGUCACCCAGGAGGCGCUUGAACAGUUCGGUGAAAACGUGAGUCAACUGGAGGCGAACAUAGCACGCGUACAGCAGAAGAUGUUAGAAGAAGCAGAACAGUCCGACGAACCUGAGGAACCGCCUCCCCCCAGCGACGAGAAACGCGGCCGCGGACGCCCGAGGAAGUACAAACCACCCAGGACAUCCGCCGACGGGGCCACUCCAAGGAAGCGGGGUCGACCAAGGAAAGACCAGAAUAGCUUGGAAGAAGAUCUGCAAUACUCGGACAGCGGCAGUUCGGGGCUUGAAGAAGUGGAGACGAACGACGAUACCAUGGUCCAGCUCUCUGUGCGCCCAGAAGACGACUCAAUGGUAGAGCCGUUCGACACAUCGGAGUUCCUAAUAAAGCGAGAGCCCGUCGAGCCGCAGCAAGACUUCGUCGACCUCGACCAGCAUUCGUCGCAGUACACCUUCCCUACUGUCAUCAAGGAGGAGCCAAUCGAGCCCGACAUGCACAUGGAGCCGCCCAUCAUGGAGGGGUCUUCUAUAGAGCCACCGCAGUUCAAAGAGGAGCCGCCUGAGAACUGGCAGCCGGAUCCCGCUAUACAGGAUGAUCUCCAAGUUACGGACAGCGAAGAGGAAGCCGAAGACGGGCUAUGGUUUUAAAUUUAAAUAUAACUUCAUUCAUUUUCUGGAAUCUAAAAUACAACUAUUAUGGACAGAUGAUUAUGUACAUAACUUUGUUAUUGACCACUGAUUUAAAUGAUGGUAAUAAGAAUAAACGAUUAAGCAACGUUUGACAUGUAAUUUA